AUGCGCACGAUUGACCCUUUGAUGCAAGUACCUUUGAAAUCCUUUUCCUCAUCAAUGCAUCCUACAAUUCAACCAAAUCAAUAUGUCGCUCUACGUCUUCCAUCUGAUCAAUUGAAAGUGCAACAGAUAGUACAGAACAACAUUAUAUCCCUUGGAAAAUAUGGCGCCUUUCACGCAGACCAGAUUUUGGGAAGGCCAUUCCAUCUUACGUUCGAAAUCAUCAACGGAGAAGAACUACGUAUCGUCCCCGCUGCGGAGCUACAUGCACAUGCAUUGAUCCAGCAAAUGGAAACUCCGUCGGCUUCUCCCGGAGAUGAAGGAGAUAUCGAACACCAGCGGGAUGGCCUCCUGGACGACAACCACACAAAUCAGAUCAUCAUAGAUGAUCCAACGAGUCAGCGGCUGACAGUGGCGGAGAUUGAAGCUCUCAAGUCAGAUGGAAGUGGAAACAGCAAAGACGUCUUUGCCAAAGUAAUUGGUGCACAUUCCACGAGUGAGGAAAGGACGGCCUUUUCAUUGGCCAAAUAUACCCUGAGGAAGAACAGAAAGUACCUGAGAAGAUUCUGUGUGCUUCCAUUGGACGUGCCUACUCUCACCGAUUGGCUGAUGAAUGAGCGCGAUUUCGGAAAGGUCAUGGAAUUGCGGAACGAUGUGCUAGGCCUCAUUGGAUGUUGGGCAAACAUAUACCAUGCUGACGGCUCGCAUUCGGAAAUACGACCGUCGGGUCGAUACCUACUGGUGGACGACACGGGCGGUCUACUGGUCGCGGCGAUGGCUGAAAGGAUGGGUAUUCUAUACGCAGAAGGGGACAAUAAUGACACUGCGGAAAGCAACCACCCUUACACUGAGGACCAAGGUUCCGAGUCUCCUGACCACUCUCGCAGAGGGGAUCGCGAUAUUCCAUCCAUGUCUGCUAUUUCAAAUACGAUUACCUUGCUUCAUUCCAACUCCCAACCGAACCUGGCUUUGUUGAAAUACUUCGACUACGACGUAAAUACUCCUUCACCCAAGCAUCCUCUCUUCACACACCUCAAAACUCUAUCAUGGCUACAGCUGCUCUCGCCAAGUGAAGAUCCUGCUUACACUGAGCCUGAUACCGCCACACCCGAGACACUGGCAACUUGGAAGAGCAGCAAAAGAAGUGCCUACUACCGCAAACGUCGUCGAUGGAUGCGCAUCAAGUCUGUUGUCGACAGCACACGCCAAGGUGGCUUCCAUGGACUGAUUCUUGCCACACUCACAUCUCCAGGCUCUAUACUCAACCACGCCGUGCCACUACUAGCCGGUGCUGCGCAAGUUGUUGUCUACUCACCUUACCUCGAGCCACUAGCCGAGCUGGCCGAUCUUUACUCCACCGCCAGACGAACGGCGUUCCUCAACACGCCGGAAGAGCAGAGAGUAGUCCCUAGCACGGACUUUCCCGUUGAUCCAACGCUGUUACUUGCUCCCUCAGUGCAAACAGCGAGGCUAAGAAGGUGGCAGGUCUUACCAGGAAGGACGCAUCCCCUGAUGAUGGGGAAAGGAGGUGCGGAGGGAUAUAUCUUUGUGGCAACACGAGUAUUGCCAGCACAAGAAAAGGUGACCGCUAGGGGUAGGGUUGGAGGGAAGCGACGGAAGGUAGAGAACCUGGCAGAUCCACUGGAUGUGGUGGGUGCAGCAAUAGAGGCGCAAGCGUAUAGUGAAGAGACUCGCCCUUCAGUCAACCUGGCUUGA
Messenger RNA from Endocarpon pusillum Z07020, 1713 nucleotides. RefSeq lists its product as uncharacterized. Gene Ontology annotation, cellular component: nucleus; tRNA (m1A) methyltransferase complex. The transcript is spliced from 2 exons. The record is from RefSeq and is a predicted model, not a curated record. NCBI's taxonomy places the organism in Eukaryota, Fungi, Ascomycota, Eurotiomycetes, Verrucariales, Verrucariaceae. Gene Ontology annotation, biological process: tRNA methylation. The coding region runs from base 1 to 1713 and encodes 570 amino acids.